AUGGUUUGGGAGGCCUGCAGCGGCCAGGAGCUGAGCGUGCGUCUUCCUAUCCCUGCCGCCUCCUGGUCCGGUGGGCGUCCCCCGUCGUCCGCCGGCUUUCCUUCGCCUUAUCUCGUAUUCCGCGGUCUUCGGUCGUUAUCGUCGUUGUCGUCUUCUUUCUUCAUCGUCUUCGUUCUUCUUCUUCUUCUUCUUGCCGAAAAGUUGGGUGAGAAGCAAAAGAAGAAGAAGAAGAAGAAGCAAGAAGAAAAAAAAGAAGAAGGAAGGGAAGAAAAAGGGCAGAAGAAGACAACAAGCCGAAGCUGA
Molecule: messenger RNA, 303 nt
Organism: Trichophyton verrucosum HKI 0517
Lineage: Eukaryota; Fungi; Ascomycota; Eurotiomycetes; Onygenales; Arthrodermataceae
Exons: 2
Coding region: 1-303 (100 amino acids)
Source: RefSeq, a predicted model, not a curated record